Chanos chanos (milkfish) is the source of this 1390-nucleotide messenger RNA. RefSeq names its product actin-related protein 2/3 complex subunit 2-A. Bases 111 to 1010 code for a protein of 299 amino acids. The transcript has 10 exons. Gene Ontology annotation, biological process: Arp2/3 complex-mediated actin nucleation; actin filament polymerization. Gene Ontology annotation, cellular component: actin cytoskeleton; Arp2/3 protein complex. Lineage: Eukaryota; Metazoa; Chordata; Actinopteri; Gonorynchiformes; Chanidae. The record is from RefSeq and is a predicted model, not a curated record. Gene Ontology annotation, molecular function: actin filament binding; structural constituent of cytoskeleton.
UCCAGCUGCAGAGAAUAAAAUUUUGUAGCACUGAGACAAAGGAUAGUUUAAAAAAAAAACCACAUAGAUAGAUUUGUUUGAUUUUUUAUCUCCGCCUUACGUUUACCGACAUGAUUCUGCUGGAAAUCAAUAACCGGAUUAUAGAAGAGACGCUGUCUCUGAAAUUUGAUGGUGCAUCUAAUGGAAACAAACCUGAGGCUGUGGAAGUCACUUUUGCUGACUUUGAUGGUGUCCUCUACCAUAUUUCCAAUCCUAACGGAGACAAAACUAAAGUCAUGAUCAGCAUCUCACUCAAGUUUUACAAGGAACUGCAGGAGCACGGUACAGAUGAGCUAUUGAAGAGGGUAUAUGGGAAUUUCCUUGUGGCACCUGAGUCAGGAUACAAUGUCUCCCUGCUCUUUGACCUGGAAGCUCUCCCAGAGAACAGGGCGGAGGUCGUUCACCAGGCCGGCAUGCUGAAGAGGAACUGUUUCGCCUCCGUCUUUGAGAAAUAUUUCAAGUUUCAGGAAGAAGGAAAGGAGGGGGAACAAAGAGCUGUGAUUCAUUACCGUGACGACGAGACCAUGUAUUUGGAGGCGAAGAAGGACCGCGUGACCGUGGUCUUCAGCACGGUGUUUAAAGACGAUGAUGACGUGAUCAUUGGAAAAGUCUUCAUGCAGGAGUUUAAGGAAGGGAGGCGCGCCAGUCAAACAGCUCCACAGGUCUUGUUCAGUCACAGGGAGCCUCCGUUGGAGCUGAAGGACACAGACGCUGCCGUCGGGGACAACAUCGGCUACAUCACGUUUGUGCUGUUCCCGCGUCACACUAACGCCAACACCAGAGACAACACCAUUAACCUCAUUCACACGUUCAGAGACUACCUGCAUUACCACAUCAAGUGUUCUAAGGCCUACAUUCACACACGCAUGAGGGCCAAGACGUCAGACUUUCUGAAGGUUCUGAACCGAGCCCGACCCGACGCUGAGAAGAAGGAGAUGAAAACCAUCUCCGGAAAGACCUUUUCUCGUUAACAAACAUUCCCCUCCGGCCGUGGAGCCUGCUUGGUUGCGAUUCUCCGCCUCUGCCCACGCGACAGACCGGAUCAAAGGCCUUCCCAGCCGAUGUUUUCAUUUCAAGAGCGGAAAGAAAAAUUCUGAAAAUCAAGGGCAUUCCUUGCUUUGAGUAGAUGAGAGAAUUAUUAGAUGGCUAUAAAUAUAUGAACAUAUCUGUAUAAAAUGAUUAAAUUUUGAUACAAUGUCUUUUCCUCUGGAAGUUUGUUACUCCUUUGUGUCGUGCUGAUGUCCCUAAUCUCCUCUCUCUGAGUUGGUGGAAAGAUCUCCAUCAUGUUGUUUUCAUGUCCAUUCCUUAAGAUGCCAUUCCAGCAGCACAUGGUACAUCAGAAAAUAAAACU